GGGAGGGGACUUCAGGGACAGGGCCUCAAGGGACAAGACCGGAAAAGAGGCCCAGGCCAGGAGAGCCAGGCCAGGCACCCCUGCCACCAUGCAGGACGGUAACUUCCUGCUGUCGGCCCUACAGCCGGAGGCUGGCGUGUGCUCCCUGGCCCUGCCCUCAGACCUGCAGCUGGACCGCCGGGGCACCGAGGGACCGGAGGCUGAUCGACUGCGAGCAGCCCGAGUACAGGAGCAGGUCCGAGCCCGCCUCCUGCAGCUGGGGCAGCAGCACCGGCACAAUGGGGCAGCUGAGCCGGAGAGUGCCACUGAUGUUAGCAGAGGUAUGUCCAGGGGUCAGUACCAUACCUUGCAGACUGGCUUCAGCUCCCGCUCCCAGGGACUGAGUGGUGACAAGAUCUCGGCCUUCAGGUCCAUUGCCAAGCCGACCUACAGCCCAGCCUCCUGGUCCUCCCGCUCAGCUGUGGACCUGAGCUGCAGUCGGAGGCUGAGCUCCGCCCACAAUGGGGGCAGCGCCUUUGGGGCUGUAGGGUAUGGGGGCACCCAGCCCACCCCACCCAUGCCCGCCCGGCCAGUGUCCUUCCAUGAGCGUGGUGGGGCAGGCAGCCGGGCUGAUUAUGACACAUUGUCCCUGCGCUCACUGAGGCUGGGGCCAGGGGGCCUGGAUGACCGCUACAGUGUGGCAUCUGAGCAGCUGGAGCCUGCAGCUGCCUCCUCCUACAGAGCCUUUGCCUAUGAACGUCAGGCCAGCUCCAGCUCAAGCCGGGCAGGGGGGUUGGACUGGCCAGAGGGUGCUGAGGGUCCCCCCAGCCGGACCAUCCGUGCCCCUGCCAUGAGGACCCUGCAGCGAUUCCAGAGCAGCCACCGAAGCCGUGGAGGGACCGGGGCAGUGCCGGGGGCUGGCCUGGAGCCUGUGGCCCGAGCUCCUUCUGUGCGCAGCCUCAGUCUCAGCCUGGCAGACUCGGGCCACCUGCCAGAUGUGCGUGGGCUGGACAGCUAUACUGGCCACCGCACCCUGCAGAGACUCAGCAGUGGCUUUGAUGACAUUGACCUGCCCUCCGCAGUCAAGUACCUCAUGGCCUCAGACCCCAACCUGCAGGUUCUAGGAGCGGCCUAUAUCCAGCACAGGUGCUACAGUGACGCAGCAGCCAAGAAGCAGGCUCGCAGCCUUCAGGCCGUGCCUAGGCUGGUGAAGCUCUUCAACCACGCCAACCAGGAGCUGCAGCGCCAUGCCACGGGCGCCAUGCGUAACCUCAUCUACGAUAAUGCGGAUAACAAGCUGGCCCUGGUUGAGGAGAAUGGCAUCUUUGAGCUGCUGCGGACACUGCGAGAGCAGGACGACGAACUGCGCAAGAAUGUCACAGGGAUCCUGUGGAACCUGUCAUCCAGUGACCACCUGAAGGAUCGCUUGGCCCGUGACACGCUGGAGCAGCUCACAGACCUGGUGCUGAGCCCCCUGUCAGGGGCAGGUGGGCCCCCCCUCAUCCAGCAGAAUGCCUCUGAGGCUGAGAUCUUCUACAAUGCUACUGGUUUUCUUAGGAAUCUCAGCUCAGCCUCCCAGGCCACUCGCCAGAAGAUGCGCGAGUGCCACGGGCUAGUGGAUGCUCUGGUCACCUACAUCAACCAUGCCCUGGACGUGGGCAAGUGCGAGGACAAGAGCGUGGAGAACGCUGUGUGCGUGCUGAGGAACUUGUCCUACCGCCUGUAUGACGAGAUGCCACCAUCGGCCCUGCAGAGGCUUGAGGGCCGGGGCCGCAGGGACCUGACCGGGGCACCACCUGGUGAGGUGGUGGGCUGCUUCACACCACAGAGCCGGCGGCUUCGUGAGCUGCCUCUGACAGCCGAUGCGCUCACCUUCGCGGAGGUGUCUAAGGACCCCAAGGGCCUCGAGUGGCUGUGGAGCCCACAGAUCGUGGGGCUCUAUAACAGGCUGUUGCAGCGCUGUGAGUUGAACCGGCACACAACAGAGGCAGCUGCUGGUGCACUACAGAACAUCACCGCAGGCGACCGCAGGUGGGCAGGCGUGCUAAGCCGCCUGGCCCUGGAACAGGAGCGCAUCCUAAACCCUCUGCUGGACCGUGUUCGGACCGCUGACCACCACCAGCUGCGCUCGCUGACUGGCCUUAUCCGAAAUCUGUCACGGAAUGCCAGGAACAAGGAUGAGAUGUCUACCAAGGUGGUGAGUCACCUGAUUGAGAAGCUCCCUGGCAGUGUGGGUGAGAAGUCUCCCCCCGCCGAGGUGCUGGUCAAUAUCAUAGCUGUACUCAACAACCUGGUGGUGGCCAGUCCCAUUGCCGCCCGAGAUCUGCUCUACUUUGAUGGGCUCCGAAAGCUUGUCUUCAUCAAGAAGAAGCGGGACAGCCCCGACAGUGAGAAGUCCUCCCGAGCAGCCUCCAGCCUCUUGGCCAACCUAUGGCAGUACAGCAAGCUGCACCGAGACUUCCGGGCGAAGGGCUAUCGGAAGGAGGACUUCCUGGGCCCGUAG
This is a messenger RNA of Castor canadensis (American beaver), 2482 nucleotides long. RefSeq names its product plakophilin 3 (gene Pkp3). Gene Ontology annotation, cellular component: plasma membrane; adherens junction; cytoplasm. NCBI's taxonomy places the organism in Eukaryota, Metazoa, Chordata, Mammalia, Rodentia, Castoridae. Gene Ontology annotation, molecular function: protein binding. The record is from RefSeq and is a predicted model, not a curated record. Gene Ontology annotation, biological process: cell-cell adhesion.